GCUCGGCAGCCGCACACAAACAGGACCCAGGUAAAUCUGCUGCAGGUGAGCCCCGGCGGCUCCCCCUCCGUGUCACGCUGGUCAGACUGUAUGUCACCGUCAUCAAAGGGGCUGUGCGCUGAAACCUGAAAAACCAAACGGACCUGUCUGUAGGUGUUACUUAUAUCACAAAGCUGCAGGUGCCUUCAGCCUCACUGGCCUUCGCUGCUAGGAGCUGCUUCCCUCCGAGCCCUCCCUUGGGACCUAACUCAACCCGACAGCAGCAGGAUUGUUAGCCUCUCUCCUCACAGUGAUGUUGGACUCAGUAACCCACAGCGCCUUCCUACCCAACGCGUCCUUCUGUGACCCCCUGAUGUCGUGGACAGACUUGUUUGGGACUGAAGAAUACUACCCUGGCUUUGAACAUCAAACAGCCUGUGACUCCUACUGGACAUCUGUCCCUCCAGAGUACUGGACGAAGCGCCACGUGUGGGAGUGGCUUCAGUUCUGCUGUGACCAGUACAAGUUGGAUGCCAACUCCAUUUCCUUCUGCCAUUUCAACAUCAAUGGACUUCAGCUGUGUAGCAUGAGCCAGGAGGAGUUUGUGGACGCAGCUGGGGUCUGCGGGGAGUGUCUGUACUUCAUUCUCCAAAACAUCCGCACGCAAGGCUAUUCCUUUUUUAAUGAUGUUGAUGAAACCAAGGCCUCAAUCAAAGACUCUGCUGACUCAUCGUGUUUAAAAGUUGGAAGCAUAAAAAGUCAAGAGAGCCAUAACCACGGCAGAUCAAGCCUCCAGAGUUCUCAUCUGUGGGAAUUUGUGAGAGACCUCCUUCUGUCUCCUGAAGAGAAUUGUGGCAUUUUGGAAUGGGAGGAUCGGGAGCAGGGUAUUUUUCGGGUGGUGAAAUCAGAAGCCCUAGCCAAGAUGUGGGGACAAAGGAAGAAAAAUGAUCGGAUGACCUAUGAAAAGCUGAGCAGAGCCCUGAGAUACUACUACAAAACAGGAAUUUUGGAACGGGUGGACAGAAGGUUAGUGUACAAAUUUGGGAAAAAUGCACACGGUUGGCAGGAAGACAAGCUAUGACCGGCAUCAUUCAUCCGGCUCACUUUAUGGAUUUUUCCCCCUUUAAAAAGAUCACCUUGUGAAAGACAUCUGAAAGUCUCUCUCUCUCUCUCUCUCUCUCUCUUUUUUUUUUACCUGAAUACAUUCCGGUGAAAUUUCUCCAUAGUACAGUUUCCAUCUGGAUUGACAGGUUGUUGACUGUUUUGAAUUGUAGCCACUAGGCUAUUUGAAAUCUAAUUCGAAGGGGAGGGAUGAUUUGGGGGAGUAUAAAUUUAUUUUGCAAGAGUUGACUCCUAUGAUUCAAUCAAGCACCAUUUUUAACUAUCAAGAUUCUUCAGAGCAAGAAAGACAACCAGAACGCCUGGCUCAAAGCCCCAAUUUAGAGUGGGGGUAAGUCAGGGUUUUUACCCAGGCUGCUGAAAUUUCUAAGGGGCUGAAAAGGGCUAACCUCCCCACCCUGAUGCGUUGGUCAUACCCCAAGUGGGCUCCUCCCCACCCAGCCUCAAUAGUGGCCUCAUCCUGAAGCGUUUACUCCCCAAGUAUCCACCCCAUUCCCCAGGCUUCCUCAUCAACCCCAUCUCCUUAGCAAUGGCCAGUCUUUUAGCAAUGCACACUCCUUCCCUCCUGGCAGCUGUACCCCCAGGGAGCUCUUUCCUCCACCCCACCCCAUUCUAAAAAUUCCUAGUUCGAUUUAGCCCCUGGCCACUUACUUACUUAUUUACUGCUCCUCUUCAGAAGGUUUCACUGUUAGCUCCCAGGCAGAUCCCAAAGAACUUAUAGUCUAAUUCAGUGACAAUGAACUACAGGUGAGAGUGAUUUAGUUUAAAUUUUCCAUGAUUGAAGUCAGCUGGGCAGUGCUCUAAAUCCGAAUGACUUGAUGGAAAGACAAGUCAGAAGACUUGACCACUUCUUAUCCUUGAGAUGUCAGCCAUGUCAUAUUUCUCUGAGCCUCAGUUUCCUCAUCUGUAAAAUGUGGAUUGUCAGACUUUGCCUGCCUACCUCACAGGGUUGUUGUGAGGACCCAAUGGGUUUGUGCAGAUAAAGUACUUUGUCUCCUCAAAGUGCUAUGUGAACAUCAGCUAUUGUUAUUAUUACGUCAGAUAAUUUUCCUACCUGAAAAAUAAAUUUUACAAAAAUUCAGCUUUAGCCACAAAUCCAGGACACAAACUAAAUUUAGCAUAGAUGGUCAGUAGGGUUCUCAAUCAUCAUUCCAGUCAUCGAGUAAACUUUUAAGCAUCUUUCUAAACAUAUUAGACCUUUACAAGUUGCUUCAUUAACAUUUGUUCGUGAGAUUUCCCCUUCUCCUCUCCAAUUUUGACUAGGAGAGGAACUAGGUUAUGCAAGGGGUUGAUGAACCGAAAAACACUUCUUUCCCCUCCUCCCCCUACCAAAUAAUCAUUGUUGUUCCCAAGACAAUCAAACUGGGAGAUCUCAAGUGCCGAAAGGGAAAAUUCUCUCUUUGAAUGUUUUUGUUAGCAAAAACGUCAAGCCUUUUCAUAACUGAAAAAGUCCUAUCAAUUAAGAGGCGAUAAUCAAAUGGUCAGCCAGUUUUAUUCAGUUUAACUACCUGAGUCACCUCCCUCCCCCAUCAUCUCAAAAGUCCAGCCGCCAUAUCAAAAAUGUGAAAGUGAAGGAAUACUGUCUCAACAAACUUCAGUGAGGUCAAGUCUGCACUGACAGAUUCUCACUCAUCAUCGGUGACCCACAACUGGAGUGGUUUGUUACCGCGCCUUCUGGUUACCAAGCCGAAGGAGGGAGGCAUCUCAGAGCCGUGAUGUAUGUCAAAAACCACUGUGGUCAAAAGAUUAACCUCAAAAACUAAUAUGUGUAAAAGAAGAAUGUGAAUAACUGUAAAAUAAUCUAUUUUUGGAUUCAUUUUUUUCCCCAGGUGGAUACAGUUUGUAAACAAUGUGAAUAAAAUAUUUAAUGUGAAAA
Phascolarctos cinereus (koala) is the source of this 2974-nucleotide messenger RNA. It is a transcript of the gene ELF5, whose product is annotated as E74 like ETS transcription factor 5. Gene Ontology annotation, biological process: regulation of transcription by RNA polymerase II; cell differentiation. Gene Ontology annotation, cellular component: nucleus. Lineage: Eukaryota; Metazoa; Chordata; Mammalia; Diprotodontia; Phascolarctidae. The record is from RefSeq and is a predicted model, not a curated record. Gene Ontology annotation, molecular function: DNA-binding transcription factor activity, RNA polymerase II-specific; sequence-specific DNA binding.